This is a messenger RNA of Manihot esculenta (cassava), 2190 nucleotides long. RefSeq names its product polyubiquitin. The record is from RefSeq and is a predicted model, not a curated record. Gene Ontology annotation, molecular function: protein tag activity; ubiquitin protein ligase binding. Gene Ontology annotation, biological process: protein ubiquitination; modification-dependent protein catabolic process. The coding region runs from base 147 to 1976 and encodes 609 amino acids. Gene Ontology annotation, cellular component: nucleus; cytoplasm. NCBI's taxonomy places the organism in Eukaryota, Viridiplantae, Streptophyta, Magnoliopsida, Malpighiales, Euphorbiaceae. The transcript has 2 exons.
CUAAAUUUACAAUAAUUCAUGGGUAGUUUGGUCAUUUCAGCUAACCACGAGCACAAUAAGAAGAGGUCUCCACCCCCAAUGUAUCUUCGCAUAACCAUUCAAAGCUCAGAUCUCGACCUGAUCCUAAUCUCUUCCUCUCUUUCAAGAUGCAGAUCUUCGUGAAAACCCUAACCGGAAAGACAAUCACCCUGGAGGUGGAAAGCUCAGACACCAUUGACAAUGUUAAAGCUAAAAUCCAGGACAAAGAGGGAAUUCCACCUGACCAGCAGAGGUUGAUCUUUGCUGGUAAGCAGCUUGAGGAUGGCCGCACACUUGCAGACUACAAUAUCCAGAAAGAGUCCACCCUCCACCUGGUGCUCCGCCUUCGAGGUGGCAUGCAGAUAUUUGUUAAGACCCUUACAGGGAAGACAAUCACCUUGGAGGUUGAAAGUUCGGACACCAUUGACAAUGUCAAGGCCAAGAUUCAGGACAAAGAAGGGAUUCCUCCAGACCAGCAGAGGUUGAUUUUUGCUGGUAAGCAGCUUGAGGAUGGCCGCACUCUUGCAGACUACAACAUCCAGAAGGAGUCCACCCUCCACCUGGUGCUCCGCCUUCGUGGUGGAAUGCAGAUUUUUGUGAAGACUCUUACAGGGAAGACCAUUACUUUGGAGGUAGAGAGUUCGGACACGAUUGACAAUGUCAAGGCCAAAAUUCAGGACAAGGAAGGGAUCCCUCCAGAUCAGCAGAGGUUGAUCUUUGCUGGUAAGCAGCUUGAGGAUGGCCGCACACUUGCAGACUACAAUAUCCAGAAAGAGUCCACCCUCCACUUGGUGCUCCGCCUUCGUGGUGGCAUGCAGAUAUUUGUUAAGACCCUUACAGGGAAGACAAUCACCUUGGAGGUUGAAAGUUCGGACACCAUUGACAAUGUCAAGGCCAAAAUUCAGGACAAAGAAGGGAUUCCUCCAGACCAGCAGAGGUUGAUUUUUGCUGGUAAGCAGCUUGAGGAUGGCCGCACUCUUGCAGACUACAACAUCCAGAAGGAGUCCACCCUUCACCUGGUGCUCCGCCUCCGUGGUGGAAUGCAGAUAUUUGUGAAGACUCUUACAGGGAAGACCAUCACCUUGGAGGUUGAAAGUUCUGAUACUAUUGACAAUGUCAAGGCCAAGAUCCAGGACAAGGAGGGUAUCCCACCAGAUCAGCAGAGGUUGAUUUUUGCAGGAAAGCAGCUUGAGGAUGGCCGCACUCUUGCAGACUACAACAUUCAGAAGGAGUCCACCCUUCACCUGGUGCUCCGCCUUCGUGGUGGAAUGCAGAUUUUUGUGAAGACUCUUACAGGGAAGACAAUCACCUUGGAGGUUGAGAGCUCAGACACUAUUGACAAUGUCAAGGCCAAGAUUCAGGACAAGGAAGGGAUCCCUCCAGAUCAGCAGAGGUUGAUCUUUGCUGGUAAGCAGCUUGAGGAUGGCCGCACACUUGCAGACUACAAUAUCCAGAAAGAGUCCACCCUCCACCUGGUGCUCCGCCUUCGUGGUGGCAUGCAGAUAUUUGUUAAGACCCUUACAGGGAAGACAAUCACCUUGGAGGUUGAAAGUUCGGACACCAUUGACAAUGUCAAGGCCAAGAUUCAGGACAAAGAAGGGAUUCCUCCAGACCAGCAGAGGUUGAUUUUUGCUGGUAAGCAGCUUGAGGAUGGCCGCACUCUUGCAGACUACAACAUCCAGAAGGAGUCCACCCUUCACCUGGUGCUCCGCCUUCGUGGUGGAAUGCAGAUUUUUGUGAAGACUCUUACUGGGAAGACCAUUACUUUGGAGGUAGAGAGUUCGGAUACUAUUGACAACGUGAAGGCUAAAAUCCAGGACAAGGAAGGAAUUCCACCAGAUCAGCAGAGAUUGAUUUUCGCUGGAAAGCAGCUUGAGGAUGGAAGGACCCUUGCUGAUUACAAUAUCCAGAAGGAGUCUACCUUGCACCUUGUCCUCCGCCUUCGCGGUGGUUUCUGAGUUUUGGUUGUGUCUAGUAUGUUCUUAAUAGCUACUAGUAAUGCCUUGCCUUAAUGGCUUUAAAUAAGUUUUUAAACCUCCAAGACUUGUUAUUUUGGAAUGGUUGCGAGUACUUUACUAAAGCUUUUGAAAUGGCCGCUAUAAGGUCAUUGGUACUUUUACUUCAAGGGUUAAUAAAGUUGGCUUGACUUGCCAAUAUAAUAUUCUGGAAUUA